Messenger RNA from Cetraspora pellucida, 627 nucleotides. The record is from the annotation of a GenBank genome assembly. NCBI's taxonomy places the organism in Eukaryota, Fungi, Glomeromycota, Glomeromycetes, Diversisporales, Gigasporaceae.
AUGUUGAAUUCAACUUCUGAAGUUAAUGCUAACUCUACACAAGUGCCAUCGGUUACAAUAUCACCAGAUAUUAAUAAUAAUCCCAUUAAAAACCGUGGCAACUAUGUAAAAGCGGCUUGUCGACCUUGCGCACUAGCAAAAGUUAAAUGCUCGGGUAAUAUGCCCUGUGAUAGAUGCUCUAAGCAAGAAAAAGAAUGUUUAUAUGAACCUCAAAGAAAGCGUGGACCUAAAAUUCGUCGUUCACGUUCUACUAGUUGCGACAAUCGACAUAGACAACAGGACGAUCUACAACCAUCGUCUCUUCGUCGUACACGUUCCAAUUGUGAUCGAAGACGGUCCAUCAGCCCUUCCGAAGUAAUUAGGUCAGAAAACGAUAAUGCACUUGGCAUUUCCUUUUCAAAUAUUUUACAAUGCUUGACGGAAAAUAAUUUGCAACCUGAUUAUUAUAUUGCAAAUGAAUUGAAUUACUUGAAUCCUGCCUUGUUAAGCCCUGGUGGAGUAUUUAGUCAUCAAAUUGUAGUUACACCACCUCAACCUGGAAUAAUGCAAAAUAAUUAUCAACCUAACUUUCCUCAUUCACCUCAAAGUGGUGAGUGGCAAUAUUAUCCUGAGUUUAGUAGAUGGUAA